Messenger RNA from Schistocerca piceifrons (Central American locust), 1467 nucleotides. RefSeq names its product trypsin-1-like. Lineage: Eukaryota; Metazoa; Arthropoda; Insecta; Orthoptera; Acrididae. Gene Ontology annotation, molecular function: serine-type endopeptidase activity. The coding region runs from base 1 to 1467 and encodes 488 amino acids. Gene Ontology annotation, biological process: proteolysis. The transcript is spliced from 12 exons. The record is from RefSeq and is a predicted model, not a curated record.
AUGCUGAGACAGUCGAUUCUGCUGCUGGCUAUCGCCGCCUGUGUGCUGGGAAGGACGCUGCCAGUGCGUCGCCUACCACACAGCGGGCCAGCUCGCAGAUUCGCUGUCGCCAGGGGACGCAUCUACGGCGGCCACAAUGCUGCCCCAGGUGAGUUCCCGUGGCAAGUGUCCCUGCAGUGGGCACUGCUGAAGUCUCGAAUGCACAACUGCGGCGGCUCCAUCAUCACCACGACUUCCGUCCUCACGGCAGCCCACUGCGUCGUGAAGCGCGGUCACUACAUCGCAGUGGCUGGUGAGCAUGACUUCAGCAAAAAUGAGGGGACUGAACAGGAGAUCUACGUAUCACAGCAGAUCGCCGACAAGAGGUAUCCCGGCGGCGGUGUUGUGGCACCUCACGACAUAGCCGUCUUCAAGCUGAAGUCCGCCUUCACGCUGAACUCUUGCGUUCGAAUUAUUCCUCUGGUCGGCGCUGGAUUCACUCCCGUCGGUGGUUCAGCUGCUGUGGUGUCUGGCUGGGGUCGCACGAGAUUCGCCACGACACCGAACGUCCUGCAAACGCUCGAUGUUACGAUCAUCGAUCACAAAACGUGCAGCAAACUCGUCGACGAGCUGCAGAUGGGCUCCAACCCUCUCACCGACACCAUGAUUUGCACGGGCCCUGUCUACGACGGAACCUCCACUUGCAACGGCGACUCUGGAGGCCCGCUGGUGCAGGACGGCGUGCUCAUCGGGCUGGUGUCCUGGGGAGUCAACCCCUGCGCCAUCUGGGGCGCGCCCUCCGUCUUCACCAGCGUCUCGGCCCACCUGGAAUUCGUCAACGAGCGACGCUACCCAUACGGCGUUUACCGCACACAGGACCAACCCGCGGCUGGGCAGUCGCUAAGGGACGCAUCUUCGGAGGACAUGACGCCACUAAGGGCGGUUGCUGGAGACUACGACAUGAGCACAGAUGAAGGCACCGAGCAAGAGGUUCUGGUCACGGAACAGAUCCCACAUCCUCAGUUUAAUGGCGCUGCCGGCGUGGGGCCAUACGACGUCUCAGUCUUCAAGCUGCAGUCCGCCCUGACACUGAACUCCAAUGUCCAGACUAUCAGCUUGCCCAGCGCGGGAGCCAUCCCUGAAGGUGGGUCCAUCGGUGUACUUUCUGGAUGGGGCACUACGGAAGACGGGACGCAACCUAACAUUCUCCAGACGGUCGAUCUCACCAUCUACGAUUAUGAAACUUGUAAGGCGCACAUGGAUGAACUGGAUCCCACUUUCAAUCCUCUCAGAGAGACGAUGGUUUGCACAGGGCCAUUCUAUGAAGGAAUUAGCAUCUGUGCGGGCGACUCUGGUGGCCCGCUGGAGCAGAACCAACAGCUUAUCGGGAUAGUAUCGUUCACGAUGAAUCCUUGUGGCGCUGCGGGAGCACCGUCCAUUUUCACCAGAGUCUCCGCCUACCUGGACUUCAUCAACGAAAAUCUGUGA